CACGCACACACCUUGCUCUUCGCUACCACACGCGUCGUCAACAUGCCUCUCGCCAUCCCCACCAUCCUGCUCGAGGCCGUUCGCAACCCGGUCGUCGCAGUCGGUCUGCCGCUGACCCUUGGUUGGGCUAGCGGCUUCCCCACUGCCAAGGUCGUUCGGGAGCCCUGGUAUCAGAACUUGAACGCGCCUCCCGGCCGUCCUCCUCGUCAGGUUUUCCCUAUCGUCUGGCCCAUUCUCUAUGCCUCCAUGGGGUACGCGGCUCACGUCGCGGCCAAGUCUCUGGAGACCACCAUUACACCCUCAGGACGUGACGCACUGAACACCGGCCUUGCCAUCUACUAUGGUCAGCUGAUCCUCAACUUUGCGUGGUCAUCCACGUUCUUCGGUGCCAAACAGAUUGGUUUCGCUCUCCUCGACAGCGCUGCACUGCUGGGCUCCGUCGUGUAUAUGACCAAAUUAUGGGACGGCCCUACACGUGGACAAACGACAGUCCUGCUUGCGCCCUACUGCUUGUGGGCUGCGUUCGCCACAUACCUUAACGGCGGUUACUACUACCUGAACUGCAUGUAAAUUAGCCAAGUGAGACAGCUUGGAAGUGUACUGAACUAUAGGAACAUUUGAAGUAAUCUCAUUCGCUCACUGCCAGUGGCCAAACACGAAAGAAAAGAGAUACUGUACUGUAAACAAAAGGACGCUCGAAUGUAGAAAUAUAAUGCGGAGUAUCCUGUCCACGUG
Molecule: messenger RNA, 735 nt
Organism: Schizophyllum commune H4-8
Lineage: Eukaryota; Fungi; Basidiomycota; Agaricomycetes; Agaricales; Schizophyllaceae
Product: TspO/MBR-related protein
Exons: 6
Coding region: 43-570 (175 amino acids)
Cellular component (GO): mitochondrial outer membrane
Source: RefSeq, a predicted model, not a curated record